AGUUAAUCAUUUAGAAGCAGAUUAAUUUGUUUUCGAGGAGAACAAUAGACGAAGGAGAUUAAGUUCAAGCACUCAACAGACAGGAGAGAUCUUAAUCAACGGUCGCAAACAACCACUUUCUUUCGGAACUUCAGUAAGCCCAGCCGAUAGAUGUGGUGCUGCAUUGAAUUUCAAUCAGGAGAUUUCCUUGCCAAAUCGUAGUUUAUACAGAUCGUUCUUAAUAUGAGAGAAGCUGUGUACUACUCGGCUCGGCUCCAAUUGCCGGAAUCCAUGUCGAAAUCGGAGAAGAAGGAGAGAGCCGAGGCGACGAUUAAAGAGAUGGGACUGCAAGAUGCGAGAGAUACUAGGAUAGGCGGGGCGAGCGCCAAGGGCCUCAGUGGUGGCCAAAAAAGGAGGGUGAGCAUUUGCAUCGAGAUCCUUACACGCCCGAAGCUCCUCUUCCUCGACGAGCCGACCAGCGGGCUCGACAGCGCCGCGUCAUACCAUGUGAUGAAUCGCAUCGCCAAGCUAGCCCGUCAUGACCGGAGGACGGUGAUCGCCUCGAUUCAUCAGCCUAGCAGUGAAGUCUUUUUGAGCUUUUCCACAAUCUCUGCCUUCUUUCUUAUGGGAAAACAGUCUAUUUUGGCCUCAGAUCAGAGGCAGAACAGUUUUUUGCAUCAAAUGGUUUCCCAUGUCCAACUCUUAGAAAUCCUGUCUGAUCACUACCUCCGGACGAUUAACAAGGACUUUGACGCCGACAUUGAACAAGGAGGCAAUGGCAUGAAUGCUGAAGAAGCCAUUGACACUCUGGUCAAAUCUUAUUUGUCAUCUCUCGUGUGUCACUAAGUUCAGCAGCAAGUAUCCACUCCAGGAUAUCCGAAAAGACUGUUGGAGGAUAUAUGGAAAGAAAUGGAAGUCAAGCAAGCUUCAUUACCCAGAGCCUUGUUCUAACUAAGCGAUCGUUUGUGAACAUGUAUCGCGACUUGGGGUACUACUGGCUUCGUUUAGCAAUCUAUGUUGCAUUGUGUCUGUGUGUUGGGACUAUCUUCUAUGACAUCGGAUCCACCAAUGAUCAGAAGAAAUGGUUAGGAAAAUGUUCAUUGCUUGCAAAAAGCAAAAAUUCAUAACAUAGUAGUCCAAUAGCACAAGCACCUGUUCUGCCCCUGAUCUAAGGCCAAAAUAGACUGUUUUCCCAGAAGAAAGAAGGCAGAGAUUGUGGAAAAGCUCAAAGAGACUUCACUGCUAGGCUGAUGAAUCGAGGCGAUCACCGUCCUCCGGUCACGACGGGCUAGCUUGGCAAUGCGGUUCAUCACAUGGUAUGACGCGGCGCUGUUGAGCCCGCUGGUCGGCUCGUUGAGGAAGAGGAGCUUCGGGCGCAUCAGGAUCUCCAUGCAAAUGCUCACCCUCCUCUUUUGGCCACCACUGAGGCCCUUGGUGCUCCCCCCCCCCCGCCUAUCCUAGUAUCUCUCGCAUCUUGCAAUCCCAUCUCUCUAAUCGUCGCCUCGGCUCUCUCCUUCUUCUCCGAUUUCGACAUGGAUUCCGGCAAUUGGAGCUGAGCCGAGUAGUACACGGUUUCUCUCACUGUUAAAGUUGUUAUUAGUGUGUCAUCCUGAGUCACAUAUGCCUAUACCAAAACCAAAACAAAAACAAAAAGUGAAUAAAGUGAAGAACGAUUUGUAUAAA
Molecule: messenger RNA, 1662 nt
Organism: Syzygium oleosum
Lineage: Eukaryota; Viridiplantae; Streptophyta; Magnoliopsida; Myrtales; Myrtaceae
Product: ABC transporter G family member 1-like
Exons: 6
Coding region: 223-825 (200 amino acids)
Molecular function (GO): ATP hydrolysis activity; ATP binding
Source: RefSeq, a predicted model, not a curated record